UCAUUAAUACUAAUCAUCCAGUCCCUAGAAAGGUCUUUAAUGGGUAUUUAAAAGUGAAUCAAAGGCCACCCUUUAAUUCACCUGGUCAAAUCUCUCUUAUGCUCUUGCUCUCUCUUUUUUUUUUAAAAUGUGAGAUCAAAUCUUUUGGAGCAGAAUUGGAGAGUUAAAAGUUAGCAGUGGUUAACUCUCUGUGGCUUGCUCUGUGUUCUCCCUCCAACAUUCAGGGUAUGCAGCAGUUGUGGGUUAUUUUGCAGAUUAUAAGAAAAUGUAUUUGAAUUUUCAAAACAAAACAUUUUGGGAAAACCUGCAUCUAAAAAGUGGCCUUGAGGACUGGGAUAUGGAGGAGGAGCUCAAGCUAACCACCACCACUGAUCAGUUUUCUCAAGCUGCAGAUGAAAAACAGAACCAUCACAUGCUGAAGUGGCAGUGUGAGCGACAGGUGCGCAGGAACUCACUCCCCAGGGAACCAUCCGACACCCUCCCAUCCAUACGGCCUGCAGAAUCUUAUGUGCAGCCUCAUUUGUGGAUGUGGAUGAACCCCAAUCUGGUUUGCCCCAUUGCCAGCUGUCCCAGUGUGGACAUGCCAGGACCCAGUAGCCCAGCAUUCUCAGCAGCUGCUGCUCCAGGGUUUUCUCCUCCAAACCCUUCCUUGAAUUGCUCCAACCUUGACUGUUCUGAGGAGGAUCUGCUGUCGUCAUCCAGUGAGGCAGAGAAGUUCACUGAGGAUGAAGAUGUCUCAUCGGUGGACAUCUCACUCUCUCAGAAAAUGGAGACUCCCAAAUCUAAGGCUGCUCUGGCACCCUGGAAACCAAAGGUCCCCAGAUCUCAGAGCAAGAAGCUCAAGUACAUCCUGCAGGCGAGCACCAAACUCAAAGGGGGCUGGCCCCGGCCCCCCCUUAAUUACUGCAUCCUCAUCACCCUGGCCCUGCGUAACAGUGCAGAAGGCAGCCUGACUGUGCAGCAAAUCUACCAAUUCACACGGCAGCACUUUCCCUUUUUCCAGACAGCCCCAGAUGGCUGGAAAAACACCAUUCGUCACAAUCUGUGCUUCAGUAGCAGCUUUGAAAAAACCACCCACUUUGUGUGCAACGAGGGCAACCGCAAGUCCCGCCUGUGGAAGCUGACACCAGAAGGCUGCAGAAAGUUCCAGGAAGAGGUAUGGGCUCUAUCUGAGGAGGCCCUCAACUUAGUGAGCCAGAGCUUGAGCAAACCAGAUGCAAUCUUUGUUCAGUCUCUGAUCCCUGCUGCCCCCGAGAUAAGGACCAUGUGGUUCCCAAAGCUUAUUUCCUCCUGAGUUACUACAGUCAGCUUCCAAGCAAUCUCAGAAGGGAGCCCUAGAUGUGAAUGGAAACUCUAG
Caretta caretta (loggerhead turtle) is the source of this 1357-nucleotide messenger RNA. RefSeq names its product forkhead box R1 (gene FOXR1). Gene Ontology annotation, molecular function: sequence-specific double-stranded DNA binding; DNA-binding transcription factor activity. Gene Ontology annotation, cellular component: nucleus. Gene Ontology annotation, biological process: regulation of DNA-templated transcription. The record is from RefSeq and is a predicted model, not a curated record. NCBI's taxonomy places the organism in Eukaryota, Metazoa, Chordata, Testudines, Cheloniidae.